AUGCCGGAGACAGUUACCCCAAUCUACGAGAACCCCUUCCACCCGCCGUCAACGUGGUCCAGACCUCACCAACCAAGGUCCGCCCCACGCCAGACACCCGCCACGGCUCUCGUCCAAUAUGAUGCAGCAGUGCACCUCAGCGACCCCAAUGCGCCACUACAAGAAGCACCAUAG
Sodiomyces alkalinus F11 is the source of this 174-nucleotide messenger RNA. RefSeq lists its product as hypothetical. The transcript has 2 exons. NCBI's taxonomy places the organism in Eukaryota, Fungi, Ascomycota, Sordariomycetes, Glomerellales, Plectosphaerellaceae. The record is from RefSeq and is a predicted model, not a curated record. Bases 1 to 174 code for a protein of 57 amino acids.